Messenger RNA from Pelecanus crispus (Dalmatian pelican), 3653 nucleotides. The record is from RefSeq and is a predicted model, not a curated record. Lineage: Eukaryota; Metazoa; Chordata; Aves; Pelecaniformes; Pelecanidae.
AAUCAUUAUUCACAGAAUGCCGAUGUUGGGUUGAAACCUGUGUGGUAUGGCUCCAGAGUCCUGAUCGAGGGUGCAGAUGCAGAGACCCUGACAGAGGGAGAGGUGGUUACAUUCAUAAAUUGGGGCAAUAUUAUCAUCACUAAAUUAAACAGAAAUUCAAGUGGAAAAAUUGUGUCCAUUGAUGCCAAGUUGAACUUAGAGAAUAAAGACUUCAAAAAAACGACUAAGAUCACUUGGUUAGCAGAAACUCCACGUGCACCACUCAUCCCAACUGUCUGUGUUAAUUACGAGCAUCUGAUCACUAAGCCAGUUCUAGGUAAAGAUGAAGACUUCAAGCAAUAUAUCAACCGAAAUAGCAAGCAAGAAGAACUGAUGUUAGGUGAUCCUUGCCUUAGGGACUUAAAAAAGGGGGACAUCAUACAACUUCAGAGGAGAGGAUUCUUUAUUUGUGAUCAACCCUAUGAGCCAGUGAGUCCUUACAGCUGCAAAGAUGCCCCAUGCAUUUUGAUUUACAUCCCUGAUGGACACACUAAGGAAAUGCCAACAUCUGGAUCAAAAGAGAAGACCAAAGCUGAAACUGCAAAGAAAGAGGCUAGUUCAGCUGAAAAAGGAAAAUCUGCUCCACUUGUUGAUAACUCUACUCCAACCUGUACUGUAUCUGAAGGUCAUCUGGUCAUUUACAAUAGGGUGUCUGCACAGGGUGAUAUAGUUCGUGACUUGAAAGCUAAGAAGGCAGCAAAGGAAGAUAUUGAUAAAGCUGUGAAACAGUUGCUGGCCUUGAAAGCAGAAUACAAAGAGAAGACGGGCCAGGAGUAUAAGCCUGGAAAUCCUCCAGUAUCUGUAACUGAACAGUCUUCAAAGCCUGAGACCUCUGGUACCUUGGACAGUAAAGCGCUGUAUGAUAAAGUAGCAGAGCAAGGAGAAGUGGUCCGAAAACUGAAAGCUGAGAAAGCAGCUAAGGAUGAGAUAGGUGCUGCUGUGGAGGUCCUUUUAUCCCUAAAGGCAGAAUAUAAACAACAGACAGGCCAGGAGUACAAACCCGGAUGCCCACCUGUGGUCUUUGUCCCUCCUCAGUCUUCUCCUGUUUCUACUCUUCCAUCCCCAUGUCCAGUAGACAGCAAAUCUCUAUACAGCAAAGUAGCUGAACAAGGCGAAGUGGUCCGCAAACUUAAAUCGGAGAAAGCUUCAAAGGAACAAAUAGAUGAGGCUGUGAAAAUUCUUUUAAGUCUGAAAGCAGAAUAUAAACAAAAGACAGGUCAAGAGUACAAGCCUGGAAAUCCACCUUCAGUUCCUCCUUGUAUACCUUCUACACUUCCAUCUUCUGUAUGCUGCAGUAACUUGGCACCCUGUAGCUUAGUGGAUGGCAAAGCACUUUAUGAUAAUGUAGCUGAACAAGGGGAAGUGGUACGCAGACUCAAAGCAGAGAAAGCUUCCAAGGAUGAAAUAGAUGAAGCAGUAAAACUCCUUCUUUCUCUAAAAGCUGACUACAAGGAAAAGACUGGGCAGGACUACAAGCCAGGACAUCCACCAGUAGCUCAAGGUGCUUUGCCCCAAGCAUCAGACACAGUACCCAGUGGUCCAGACACACCUGAAGCUAAAGCGCUCUUUAGCAAAGUAGCUCUUCAAGGAGAUGAAGUUAGGAAAUUGAAAUCAGAAAAAGCAGAAAAGGAAAAGAUAGAUGCAGCUGUUAAGGAACUUCUUCAGUUGAAGGCCCAGUAUAAGUCUGUUGCAGGAGUUGACUAUAAACCAGUUUCUGCUAGUUGCGCUGAUGACAAAGACAAGAAGAAGAAAGAGAAAGAGAACAAGUCUGAAAAGCAGAGUAAGCAACAGAAGCAAAAUGAUGGCCCAAAAAAAGAACCUUUGCAAGGACAGAGUGGUAAUGAACUUUCCUCAAACGGACCAGGAGAGGGUCAAGGCCCUAAAAAGCAAACCAGGCUGGGUCUAGAAGCUAAAAAAGAAGAAAAUCUUGCAGACUGGUUCUCUCAGGUGAUCACAAAAUCAGAGAUGAUUGAAUACUAUGAUGUGAGUGGCUGUUAUGUUCUUCGUCCUUGGGCUUAUGCUAUUUGGGAAGCUAUCAAGAACUUCUUCGAUGCAGAGAUCAAGAAACUUGGAGUGGAAAACUGUUACUUCCCCAUGUUUGUGUCCCAGGCUGCCCUAGAGAAAGAGAAGACUCAUAUUGCUGACUUUGCUCCUGAGGUUGCUUGGGUCACAAGAUCCGGGAAAACAGAUCUGGCUGAACCAAUUGCUGUACGUCCCACAAGUGAAACAGUCAUGUAUCCUGCCUAUGCAAAGUGGGUGCAGUCACACAGGGAUCUCCCUAUCAAGCUUAAUCAGUGGUGCAAUGUUGUGCGUUGGGAGUUCAAACAUCCCCAACCUUUCCUCCGCACUCGUGAGUUCCUUUGGCAAGAGGGUCACACAGCAUUUGCAACGUAUGAAGAAGCAGCAGAGGAGGUGAUGCAGAUACUUGAUCUGUAUGCUCAAGUGUACGAAGAUCUCCUAGCAAUACCUGUUGUGAAAGGAAGGAAGACAGAGAAGGAGAAAUUUGCUGGGGGUGAUUAUACAACCACUGUAGAGGCAUUUAUAUCUGCCAGUGGAAGAGCUAUCCAGGGAGCAACAUCACAUCAUCUAGGGCAGAAUUUCUCAAAGAUGUUUGAAAUUGUAUUUGAAGAUCCCAAGAAACCAGGAGAAAAACAGUUUGCUUAUCAGAAUUCCUGGGGCAUUACAACUCGAACUAUUGGUGUAAUGACAAUGAUUCAUGGAGAUAACAUGGGAUUGGUGCUCCCACCUCGAGUAGCCUGUGUUCAGGUUGUAAUUAUACCCUGUGGUAUUACAAAUUCCCUUUCUGAAGAGGACAAAGAGGCUUUAUUGAACAAAUGUAACGAAUAUCGCAAUAGGCUGCUUAGUGUUAAUAUCCGUGUACGGGCUGAUUUAAGAGACAACUAUUCACCUGGUUGGAAGUUCAACCACUGGGAACUUAAGGGUGUUCCAGUCAGGGUUGAAGUGGGACCACGAGACAUGAAGAGCCAGCAGUUUGUAGCUGUUAGAAGAGACACAGGACAGAAGCUGACCUUUUCUGAACAUGAAGCAGAAGACAGACUGAGGCAGAUUUUGGAGGAGAUUCAUGCUAACCUUUACAACAGAGCUUCUGAGGACCUAAAAAGUCAUAUGGUGGUGGCCAAUACUAUGGAGGACUUUCAAAAAGAGCUUGAUUCAGGAAAGAUUGUACAGAUCCCUUUUUGUGGGGAAAUUGAGUGUGAGGAUUGGAUCAAGAAGACCACUGCCAGGGAUCAAGAUCUUGAGCCUGGCGCCCCUUCCAUGGGAGCAAAAAGCCUCUGCAUACCUUUUCAGCCUCUCUGUGAACUACAGUGUGGGGCAAGAUGUGUGUGCGGCAAAAACCCUGCAAAGUUUUACACCCUAUUUGGUCGUAGCUACUAAAUUACUAGUGAAAGCACCUUCUCCUUUAUCUGUGAAUUGAACUUUUUUUAAUAAGACUGAAAAAGCCCCCAAACUUAAUUAGUUUCGCGACUUUUUAAAUGAUUCAAAAAAACAAAGCCAUAAACCAUACCCCCCCCAAUUGUCAGUCUUAGGCUAGCAGUAAUUCACAGACUUUUCUGUAAACAUCUCUAAUAAUAAACAUGUAUUGUGAGCUGUAA